AUGUGGCUUUUUGCAGAAACUCGAAAAGAUAUUAAAGCAAAACUUAUGGCAAUUAAAAAAGAUAUUCAAGAAUUAGAAUCUUCUAUGAUUAUUAAAGCAAAACAAAGGCAUGAAAAAUUUGGUGGACAUUCGAAUUCGCCCGAUGAAACAACGGUUCAUCCACCACUUCAUGGAGAGAGUAUAACUGAUAAUGUGCCAAACAUAUCGAAAAUUGCAUCGAAUGAACAAUUGGAACAUUUACAGCAACAAAAAGCAUCAACAUACUUCAAAAUGUCAUACAAAGUUGACAAGGGUCUUCGUACUUUACCUUUUGCGGCAAAUUUACCUGCUGUUAAUAACCCACAAUUCGUUGCAAGAUACACAUCUAUUUCAUCGUUAGCACAAGGUGAUUGGCCUACACCACCUAGAAAAGAACCAUGUAGAUAUAUUAGCAAUGUCAAAGGUGCGUAUCUCAAACUGAGAUUAGGCCAUCCAGAAGAAUUAAGUGCUCGUAAAACUGAACUCCCAGAAUAUGAAGCCUUCCGACCUACAUUUGGAUCACCUUUGUGUUCGCAAAGAAUGGUCGAAGUUGGACCACAAAAUAGAGUAACCGUCAUAUCUCCACGAUUUUUAAAGGGUGCUAAUACAAAUAAUCGUCAUGAAAAAAGACCAUCGACUACACGUAGAAUUAUCCAAGCUGCAUUUAAUAGGUUCAAGGCGGCACACUCAUCUGAAGUUUCUGAACAAGCAAUCCCUGCUUUUACAUCAUCUAGAAAUCGGCAAUGUGAUCAUGGAGAAAAGUUUGAUAACCCGAUCUUCACGUUCAAGCGAUGGCGUUCACAGAACGAUUUUAGAGAUAUUUGGAGUGUAUCUUAUGUUGAAGGAAAUACCACAGUUUCUGAG
Racocetra persica is the source of this 882-nucleotide messenger RNA. NCBI's taxonomy places the organism in Eukaryota, Fungi, Glomeromycota, Glomeromycetes, Diversisporales, Gigasporaceae. The record is from the annotation of a GenBank genome assembly.